Apis mellifera (honey bee) is the source of this 2393-nucleotide messenger RNA. RefSeq names its product rab11 family-interacting protein 4 (gene nuf). Bases 824 to 2350 code for a protein of 508 amino acids. Gene Ontology annotation, biological process: endocytic recycling; regulation of cytokinesis. Gene Ontology annotation, cellular component: cleavage furrow; recycling endosome membrane; midbody. NCBI's taxonomy places the organism in Eukaryota, Metazoa, Arthropoda, Insecta, Hymenoptera, Apidae. The record is from RefSeq and is a predicted model, not a curated record. The transcript is spliced from 10 exons.
AUUAAAUCAUCAAAAUAUUAUUAACUAUUCGCGAUAACAUUAAUGUGAAACAAAUUGUUUUAUUUAUAAAAAUUAAUUAACAAAUUAAUAGGUUGAAGAAAUAACAUAAUAAAGAGCUAUAGUCUUAUUUAAGUUAAAUUUUCAACAAAUUUAUAUUCCGUAGGUUGAGAAACACUGGUGCUUUCUCGUACCUGCGGGUACGACCGUGAUGUUUAGUGUGGUGUAUAUAGGUGUAGUAACGUAUUCGUGUAUUCACGACAUUCCUGUUUCGUUGCGCAUGCGUACCUGCCAUAGCUCCUCUCGACUAAUCGUUUCGUUCAUUUUCGUGUUACGAUUCGGUUGUGCUUUCGUUAGUUUGUUCGCGAUUGCCAGAGAUCAUUGUGCCCAUGCAUUUAUAGCCUAAAUUUGAAAUUGUGCAUUUAACUAAUUUAUGUGCGGGUGUACCUAUCUGUGUCAAAGAUAUUUAUUGUGUAUAUUUUUUGUGAAUUUAUUACCUGAUUAAGGUUUAGUGUAUACAGGUGUUUACUUCAGGUGACAGAAAGGUGCAUCUGCCUCGGAUUUUCAAUUUUUAAUUCUAUAUGUUCUGUAUUUAACUAUGCGUUUGUAAGAAAUUUAUUCGCUUUUUUGUGACCGACUAUUCAAAACUGAUAAACUCAUAUCAGAGAAUAUAAUUUCUCUGUAUUUUAUUGAAAUUAUAUAUACCUACUGUUCAGUUCAAGUAAUCGGUUCUACUAGCGAAGCAUUCAAUAAUCGAAAAACCUCGGACAUCCCUCAGUUCUUGUUAUUCAUCGAGCUUCGGCUCCAAUCUGGCCGAUAACGAAGGAUGGUAAGCUCCCGUUCGCCUGGUGUAAAUGUUUCACCAACUAAUAGCGUGGCUACAUCACGUGUCGUCGUGUCUGACAGUGACGUAGCUCGUGAUGGUGACGCCAUCUUACCGAGCACCCGCCAAUCAUAUCGUGUGGAGAACGAGGGUGGUCAUGUAAACGGAGCUCCUGGUGCUGUCGAAUGGAGCCAAAGUGAUCCGCCUUCGCUUUCUAUGUCGGUGGACUUGCAUAAUCUGGUCAAUCCGAAUCUUCAAGACUCUGGGCAUUAUUCCGCUAGUCCCGAACACGUUGAUGCCAUCGCGUCAUCUUGUAACAUUAAAUCUACGAAUAAUCACGAAGAAGAGGAAAGCUACGAAGCAUUUGGAUCUGUCGAAGGUGACGCUGAUGACGGGGUGGAAUCACCGGGUAGCAGUUCUGCACCUUCACCCACAAGUACUAGUUCUUUCAAAAAUCCAAGAAGUCCCAAUUCAACUAUAGGAAGACAUUCUUGUCUACGGACAUCACUUAGGCGAACACCGCCUUGUUCCGGAAGGAAGAGACUUAGUUCCAAUGCAUUAGCAAGUCAACUUUAUCGAAGCGGGAGCUUUAAUAGUUCUGGUAUAAGCUCCAACUGUGAUCCCGCGGACGAUAUGUACAGCGAUGUCUCUCUCGAGGAUGAUGUCAUUGAUCUCAAUCAUAAAGUUCAAAUGAUUCAAGAACAAAUGCAUGCUUUUCAAUCGGUCGGAGAAGAACGAUAUGUUAGAGCAAAACAAGAAAAUGCUACGUUACAAGCGAGAAUAUUAAUGUUAGAAGAAGCUGCCAAAGAUGCUGAAACUAGAGCUGAAGAAAGACUUCAAGCGGAACAACGAAGACAUAGAGAUUGGGCAAGUCGUUUAGAACGCGAACGUCAAUUGCAAUUAGAAAAUUAUGCUAUCAAAUUACAAGCAAUAGAAUUAGAAGAAACUAGUUUAAGAGAUGAAAUAGCAAGGUUACGCGAGCAACUCGAAAAAGUUAAAGUAGAGAAAAAUCGAUUAGAAAACGAUCUCGAAGAAGCUAGAAGAGAAAUAGAUAGCGCUCGUGAAAGUGAACGGCAAGCAAUAAGUCGAGCUAACGAAGCUCAUUAUCAACUUAAAGCUGUUAAAGAAGAGUUGACUAUGAAAAUUGAAGAUCAACAAAAAAUAGAAGAAUUAAUGCAACAAGUAGCACAACUUCAAGCUUGUAAUAAAAGUUUAGAAGAAUCACGAGAUGAAUUGCAAGCUGCAGCGGCUCUGCAGGCAGGCCGUGAACUUUUAAUGUUAAAUCCUUGUAAUAAUUCUGUUGAAAAAGGACCUAGUCUCGCUGUAGAAUUACUAGCUGGCAUGAAUCAAGAUCAGAUAGACGGUCAACUUUCUGGAGAUAAUGGUGAACCUUGUAAUAUAUCUGAAAUAAAACAAGCUUUAAAGGAACAACAAGAAGUCAAUACACAAUUAAGAGCAUACAUUGAUGGAAUUCUAUUAAACAUAGUUGAAAAUUAUCCCCAGUUGUUAGAAGUGAAACAAACUCAUUGAACUAUUAUAUGAAUAAUUAUUAAAUUUAAUGUUAAUUGUUCCA